UUUCCUCCACAAAAAACGCACACUCACAGACAGAUACAGAUUCAGCAGAUUCCUCUUUCUCUCUCAAGAAGUUCCAAGUUUACAGGGCUCCAACGUGUGCUUUUGUUGUCCUCAAUUUCUCACCCUUUGCUUUUGUUUUUGUUUUCGUGGUUGUCACUUUUUUGAGCUGUCUAAAUAUAUAGCCAAAGCUUCAAUCUUUUUCUUGGUGUUCUUUGAAAUAUCUGCAAUUUCCUGUACUUGGGUUUGUCAGCAAAACAACCAAAUGCAAUUUAACUUGUUCAAGUUGGGAGUACUUGCUUCAUGAACCUAAGCACUAUGUUGGACUCAGUUGCUUGUUACCAUAACUCUAAGGGAUACAACAUAAUCAAACAAAAGAGCCCAAUCCGGGCUUACUCUCAUGCUAUUUCACGACUUGGUGAACAAUAUGUUCAUAUAUCUUCUUCCUAUAACCGGAAAGUAUGUCUUCCAUCAUCUGCCAACAGUUAUGGGAUUAUUCAUAGAUCUUUUGUUUCAGGAUAUAUCUUUGAGGGCACACCUUCAUUGAUUUCCUCGGUAUCUAAUUACGGAGGAUUCUGUUUUUCUAACCAUAGACUAGGCCCUUGCAAAAGAUCACGGGUGUAUGCAGCACUUGAUGUUGCCAGUGCUGUUGAUGUCAUUAAUGAUCUAGGUUUGGAUACUCUGACAUUCUUAGGUGUGACUGUCUUGGUUGUUCCGGCCUUCAAGACCAUUAAAGCUAGCCCUAUACUUGGUUUCUUCUUUGCGGGGGUUGUGCUCAAUCAGUUUGGUUUGUUUAGAAAUCUUACAGAUGUCAAAGUUUUGUCUGAGUGGGGGAUUCUUUUUUUGCUGUUUGAGAUGGGUUUAGAGCUUUCAUUUGCACGUCUAAAAGCUCUUGCAAAAUUUGCCUUUGGCAUGGGUUUGACUCAGGUUGUGUUAUCUACUCUUGCUUUCACAGCAUUUGAACUUCCACCUAAUGGGGCAAUUGGAACAAAAAUUUUGGAAUUCCUUUUUCACUCAAGGUCUGAUUUGGUCAACAUCAGAAGCAUUGAUGAGGCUGUAGUGAUUGGUGCUGCACUCUCUCUGUCUUCUUCAGCUUUUGUUCUGCAGCUUCUUGCAGAAAAAGGCGAGCUCCCAACAAGAUUUGGCUCAGCAACUCUGGGAAUACUUCUGUUACAGGACAUAGCAGUUGUCCCUCUAUUAGUCAUACUUCCGGUGCUAGAGAGCCAGAAUCUGGUAGAGGAAAGUAUUUGGCCAAUGCUUGCCAAAGAAAGUUUAAAGGCUUUAGGUGGACUGGGUCUGCUUUCUCUUGCAGGGAAGUAUCUUCUUAGGCGAGUUUUCGAGUUUGUUGCAGAAGCGAGAAGCUCAGAGGGAUUUGUUGCUCUUUGCCUAUUGACUGUUGCUGGGACUUCACUUCUCACCCAGAUGUUGGGCUUUAGUGAUACGCUUGGAGCAUUUUUGGCUGGGGCACUAUUAGCAGAAACAAAUUUCCGGACACAGAUUGAAGCUGAUAUAAGGCCAUUUAGAGGCUUACUUCUUGGGUUAUUUUUUGUCACUACAGGGACAUCAAUUGAUAUGCAGCUCCUUAUCCGAGAGUGGCCAAAUGUACUUUCACUCUUGGCAGGUUUGAUUGUCAUCAAGACUCUGAUCAUAACAGCAAUAGGUCCUCGUGUUGGACUGACUAUUCAGGAAAGUGUAAGAAUAGGAUUACUUUUAUCUCAAGGAGGCGAGUUUGGAUUUGUAGUUUUUUCUCUUGCAAACAGGCUUGGUGUGCUACCACUUGAGCUUAACAAGCUGCUCAUAAUUGUUGUUGUCUUGUCAAUGGCAUUAACUCCAUUGCUCAAUGAUGCUGGAAGAAGGGCCGCUGAAUUUAUUGGGGACAAUUUUGAUGAAGAGAUUAAAGCUGCUGAGAUGGGAAACUUUGAUGCUAGUGAACCUGUAGUGAUCCUUGGGUUUGGACAAAUGGGUCAGGUCCUUGCCAAUUUUUUGGCCACCCCAUUGGCUUCUGGAUUAGAUGGUGAUUCUGUGGGACAGGCUUAUGUUGCUUUUGAUCUUGAUGUUUCUAUAGUUAAGGCAUCUCGAAAACUUGGCUUUCCAAUUCUUUAUGGGGAUGGAUCACGUCCAGCAGUUUUGCAAUCUGCUGGUAUCUCUUCUCCAAAGGCUGUCAUGGUUAUGUACUCAGAGAAGAACAGGACAGUUGAGGCUGUUCAAAGGCUUCGACUUGCUUUUCCUGCGAUCCCAAUUUAUGCCAGAGCGCAGGACCUCAUGCAUCUUUUAGAUCUGAAGAAAGCAGGUGCAACAGAUGCUAUUUUGGAAAAUGCAGAGACAAGUUUACAGCUGGGCUCUAAACUUUUGAAGGGGCUUGGUCUUAUGUCUGAUGAUGUAAACUUUCUCAGCCAGCUUCUCCGUGACUCAAUGGAACUACAAGCUCAAGAAGCACUCAGCAAAAGUGAUGAUCGAGAAUACGAGAUCAUGAAGCCAUUACAGGUGAGAGUUGCUGACCAAAUUGGUGACCAAAUAGGUGACCAAGCACCUUUAACUUCACCUGAAGGCAAUUUCUCGGGAACGAACCAGAAGGAUGCAACUCGCCUCUUGAGGUUUCAAGAACAAGUAGAUCAAGCAAAACAUGACGGUGAGCUUCAACAGUCUGAGGAUUCAGGCAAGGGCGUUUUAUAUUGUGAACUAAAUAUAGAGAACGGAUUUCCUGGAAAAUCUAUAGAUUCUGAGGGGGAGAAAAAUAUGGUGGACCCAUCAAUCCCUUGCACAAUAACUAAAGAAGACCCAUAAAAAAGUUUCAGACUUGAAGUGCUCGAGUCUUGUCUUCUUCAAGAUUUUUGUUCCUCCCAAAGGUGUCAGAUGUUCAUGAAUUUUGUUGAGUCUAACAUUACAGAGAGUAAUACAUUACAAAUUGUUGGAGAGACUGGUGUAUUUGGAAAUAGAAAAGAGGGGCUGUCUGUAGCUAGCCUUGUAACAGAAGAAAAAAUACUCGUUUAAAUUCUUUUUAAACCACGGUACCACAUCAUGUAUACAUUGUGUAAUUUGAUAAUAAAUAAUGAGCAAUAGAAGUGUUGAUUUUUUAUUUU
This is a messenger RNA of Quercus robur (English oak), 3077 nucleotides long. RefSeq names its product K(+) efflux antiporter 3, chloroplastic. Gene Ontology annotation, molecular function: antiporter activity. The record is from RefSeq and is a predicted model, not a curated record. Gene Ontology annotation, biological process: proton transmembrane transport; potassium ion transport. The transcript is spliced from 19 exons. NCBI's taxonomy places the organism in Eukaryota, Viridiplantae, Streptophyta, Magnoliopsida, Fagales, Fagaceae. Gene Ontology annotation, cellular component: chloroplast; membrane. The coding region runs from base 301 to 2781 and encodes 826 amino acids.